GUUGUUUAGUUCUGCUGAAGAUGUAUUCUCCCACUGCAAAACAGAGCAUCAGUUUAAUGUUUGUGACAUGAUGAGGAAACAUGGACUUGAUUUUUAUGGAUAUGUUAAACUAAUAAACUUUGUUAGAUUAAAGAAACCAACAGGAGCAUAUUUGAGUUCUCUCAGCAGCCCACUACCUUGGGAAGGAGAGGAAUAUUUGAAACCAGAGCUAGAAGAUGAUCUCCUACUUCAGUUUGAUAUAGAAGAUCUUUGUGAACCUGCAAAUGUUUUGCCUUCUAGUGGUUUAAGUGAUAGCAUGAUGCUGCUUGAACAAUUAAAACAUGCAGAACACAGAGCAAGUCUUGCAGAAGCAGCCUUGGCUAGAGCACAGGAUGAUCUUCAAAAAAUGAAGCAAUUUGCACGGGACUUUGUGAUGAAUGCAGAUGUCGGGAGCAACUCGUCAUCCAGCGCCAUUGCAGACCUUCAGGAGGAUGAGGAUGGUGUUUACUUCAGCUCCUAUGGGCAUUAUGGGAUACACGAAGAGAUGCUAAAGGAUAAAGUGCGUACAGAAAGCUAUCGUGACUUCAUCUAUCAAAACCCACAUAUCUUCAAGGACAAG
This is a messenger RNA of Cariama cristata (Red-legged seriema), 598 nucleotides long. Its product is annotated as protein arginine N-methyltransferase 3-like. Gene Ontology annotation, cellular component: nucleus. Lineage: Eukaryota; Metazoa; Chordata; Aves; Cariamiformes; Cariamidae. Gene Ontology annotation, molecular function: protein-arginine N-methyltransferase activity. The annotation marks the transcript as partial. The record is from RefSeq and is a predicted model, not a curated record. Gene Ontology annotation, biological process: peptidyl-arginine methylation. The transcript is spliced from 6 exons.